Molecule: messenger RNA, 1373 nt
Organism: Chelonoidis abingdonii (Abingdon island giant tortoise)
Lineage: Eukaryota; Metazoa; Chordata; Testudines; Testudinidae
Product: gap junction gamma-1 protein-like
Biological process (GO): cell-cell signaling
Cellular component (GO): connexin complex
Molecular function (GO): gap junction channel activity
Source: RefSeq, a predicted model, not a curated record
GGUUGAGAUCCAUGCAUCCCUCACUGUGAGUCAUUUUCUCCACUCCUCAGGGUCUGAGCCAUCGUCCGGGCCAGGAUGAGCUGGAGUUUCCUGACCCGGCUCCUGGAGGAAAUCAACAACCACUCAACCUUUGUGGGCAAGGUCUGGCUCACCGUCCUCAUCGUCUUCCGCAUCGUGCUGACUGCUGUGGGUGGGGAGUCCAUUUACUAUGAUGAGCAGAGCAAGUUUGUGUGUAACACGCAGCAGCCGGGCUGCGAGAACGUCUGCUAUGAUGCCUUCGCGCCCCUGUCCCAUGUCCGCUUCUGGAUCUUCCAGAUCAUCAUGGUGGCCACGCCCUCUGUCAUGUACCUGGGUUUCGCCAUGCACCGCCUUGCCCGCGGGCCGGAGGCCCACCGGCAGGGGGCUGGAGGCCAGGGGGGGCGCAUGCCUGUGGUGCGGCGGGGCGCCGGGCGGGACUACGAGGAGGCAGAGGAGGAUAACGAGGAGGAUCCCAUGAUCUUCGAGGAGAUCGAGGUGGAGAAGGAGAAGGGCGGGGAGAGAGGCGAGAAACACGACGGGCGCCGGCGGAUCCGCCAGGAUGGGCUGAUGAAGGCCUAUGUGCUGCAGCUGUUGUGCCGCUCGGUGCUGGAGGUGGCCUUCCUCUUCGGGCAGUACGUGCUGUACCGCUUCGAGGUGAGCCCCUCCUACGUGUGCAACCGCAGCCCGUGCCCGCACAUAGUCGACUGCUUUGUCUCCCGGCCCACCGAGAAGACCGUCUUCCUGCUCAUCAUGUACGCGGUCAGUGGGCUCUGCCUCUUCCUCAAUCUCCUCGAGCUCUGUCACCUGGGGGUUGGCCGCAUCCGGGACUUGCUGCACCAGGGCAGCGACAGCCCAAGCCCCUACGACAGCCACUCUGGGCCGCACUAUGCCAAGAAGGCCCCCAGCGCGCCUCCCACCUACCACUCGCUGAAGAAAGAACCCCCCAAGGGCCAGCUGGCCAACGGGAAGCUGGACCACAGCGAGAACCUGGCCAGCUCUCCGACCGAGCACUGCCGCGAGCACGAGCUGGACCGGCUGCGCAAGCAUCUCCGCAUGGCCCAGGAGCACCUGGAGAUGGCCUUCCAGCUGAACCCUCCACUGGAGAUGGCCAGCCCCUCGCGCAGCAGCAGCCCUGAGGCCAACGGUCUUGCUGCUGAGCAGAACCGCCUCAACUUGGCCCACGAAAAUGAAGGGUCUGCUUGCGAGAGAACCACAGGAUUGUGAGAGGCUGGGCCCUUCAGGGCAGCUGCAGAGAUGGCGACGGAAUGGCUGGGACUGGCAAUAUGCUCAGAGAAGACUACUGGAACCUGGACAGCCUGUGCUGGGGAAACUGGCGGGGGAGACUGGACGACAUA